Molecule: messenger RNA, 952 nt
Organism: Lindgomyces ingoldianus
Lineage: Eukaryota; Fungi; Ascomycota; Dothideomycetes; Pleosporales; Lindgomycetaceae
Exons: 2
Coding region: 225-542 (105 amino acids)
Source: RefSeq, a predicted model, not a curated record
CGCCGACAUACCCCGUCAAGUCGACGGUGGAGACAGUGCGCGACCCCUCUUCUGAUCUUGGAGGGUAAGAUCAGUUAGAGUAUGCUCAUACCCUCACUAUGCCCACGAUACAGCUAGAGAUAGGUUAGCUCGGUUGCUACGCUCUAGCUUGUACGCACAUGUUUCUUUUUUGUCUCUCUUUACGACCGACCUCCCCGCACCUCUCGCGUCGUCCGACCCCCACGAUGCCGACAACCAGCUGCACCGCCAGCAGCUAUUCGAACGACAGGCAGGCUCUGCGAACUGCCUUGACAACGAGCUGCUCCGCCAGCAGCUAUCCAACCAACCUGCAGCCCCCGCGAGCUGCACCGACAACCAGCUGCUCCGCCAGCAGCUACUCAAUCUACCUGCAGCCCCCGCGAGCUGCACCGACAACUAGCUGCCCCCCCAGCAGCUACCUGUUCAACUGGCAGUCUUUGCUAGCUGCCUUGAUAAUCAGCUGCUCUGCCUGCAGCCAUCCUAGACUGGCUAUGCGCCCAGUUUUUCGCUUCACCCAACAUUGAACAACCUUCUGCCAGGGUCUCAAUGCCUCGAUCCAACGCGCGCUGGACGGCCAGCUCAUGCUGCCGGACGACUAUCCAGCACUCCUCCAGUCAGUUCAACGACUCGCCACACGGUCAACUAUCUACUUGCAAAUGCCCACCUAGCCGAAGCCAGACAAGAUGGAUCUUAGCAUAGUCAACGCCAUUGGCAUCAACACCAUUGAAUAUGCUAAGGUCGCACCUAGCGCUCAAGCUAGGUCAGUCUCUCCGUACUAAAGAGAUCAAUGGCGGAAGGCAGGCAAGGAGAUGCGUACGAUGUGGCUCGCAGACUCACUGGGUGCAGGACUGCCACAGGCUCCCGGCAGUCGACAAACGAGCGUUAGUUGCAGCUGUAUUAACAAUAGCUCAGCCACAGCUAGCUCGGCCACAGC